AUGGCGUCUCCGACUUCCGUGCGCGUGUAUGUGGGCGGUUUGCCAGUGGACAUCAAGACAAAAGAACUGUAUGAUCGAUUUGGUACCUUUGUUGCUAGCGCAAUGGACUGUCAAUUGACGCACGUGGAGGUACCGAAUCCAAAAACACGUGAAAAUUCCGUGGUGCCAAGCGAAAGUUGUCGCGGAUUCGCGUAUCUGACGCUCCAGGGUGCAGACGCUGCAAUACAGAGCGAGGCAUUACGAAAGACAUAUAACCGAACAAAAUGGAGAGGAACGGUGUUAAAGGUGCAAGUGGCUAAGCCUCAUUUCAAGCUGAAACUGAAGCAGGAAAAGGAGAAGCGAGAACUUGAGGAAAAGGAACGAGAAGUGAAGAGACAAGAGAUGCAGAGGAUGCAGAUUCAUCCACCUUGUAAAGAAGUAGAGCCUAUGAAGGUGACGGUCACAUUUCAAGGAAGGAAAACGACCAAGUUUUCAGACAUGGACGAGGUGGAUCAUGUGGUGAAGGAGGAGGAAGUGAAGGUUGAGACAGACACGGAGAGUGAGGUCGACGUCGUUGAGAGUGAGAGUGAGGACAAAGUGGUACAGGAAAAGACUCUUGGAGAGGAUGAUGGUGCUGAGAGUGGGAGUGAGGACGAAGAGGUAAAGGAGGAGGUUCUUGGAGAGGAUGACGUCGAAGCCUUUGUGAGAAAAAUGGAGGAGGAAGCUACUGAGAUGAUGCAGGACGAAAAAACAAAGGUGCUGAGUCGAGAGGAAAUGAAUGCACGACGUCUAGCGGCGUUGGAAGCUAAGCAGAAGCGAAAGAAGCAGGAGAAGAUAGUGAUUCCAGCUAUUGGAGAGGCUGUGGGCAAUAAGAAGAUCACAUUUGAUGAUAGUGGCAACGAGCAGGAGUCGGAGAAACAGGAGGAAGAAGAUACUGGGGUGGUUUCGAACUGGAUGGACUCGAGCGACGAUGAAGCGGACCGGGUUGAUCGUGGAGCGCAUAAGACGUUCGACUUUACGGACGGUGAUGAUACUGAAACUAUUGCUGCUGAUGCGGAAGCCCAGGCUGCAUUCGCACUGCGACCCGAGUUCGUUGGUGAGAAGGGUAAGAAGCUGUUUGAGAUGCAGAAACGCUUCGGAGGCGACUCGCGUUUCCGUCUGGAUGCGCGCUUUUUGGAAGAAGAAGCCAACGAAUACGGCGGAAAUGACGUGGGAGAUGACGACCAGCAAGUCGAUGAGAAGGCCGUUGCUGAGCUGCAGAACUUUCUAGAGGAAGAAGAUUCGCAAGAAGCUGCUCGUCAUGCACGUGAGAUGCGCGAAGAAGAGGAGGUCGCUUUACGGGUAGUGUCGAAACUAUUCCCUGAUGUAGAUGUAACACGCUUGCAGCGACGAAUGCAAGAGCAGCGGGCACCUAAGGAUCCGCUAAAGGAAGCAGCUUGGAUGGGUGAACUGAAGCGAUAUAACCCGCGCGACGCUCAUGCAUGCCGCGAGUUUGAGAUCCCGAUGACGAUUGUUUCAUCUGACGCUCAGGAAGAUGAAGCAAUGACUGCCUUGCCCAAGCGAAAGGAAAAGGAGAUUCUGACGGGCGGUGACCGAUUUUUUUCUAUAGCCGGCGAUCUCAGCAACCUUUUUUCGCGUGUUCGUAAGAAUUCGGAGGACGGCGAGGAAGGUGAAGCAGCACUUGAUGGUGUGUUUGGGAUUGGUACAGCUACCACUGAGACUGGAAGUGACGCUCCUUUCAAGUUGAGCUCUUUGUUUUCCUUUCCGGUUGGAGAGAACAAACCGCUGGUGGCAAUGGGCGAGCAGCUACUUGAAGAUGAACAAGAGGAGAGAGGACCAAGUGCAGGAGACUGGACCUUCUCUCAAGGUUUUCACCCGACAGAUGACAUGAUGGACGAAGGAAUGGCCACAGAUAGUGAAGCUGGUGAUGACGCUGGCGAUGAAGUGCAGACGAAGGCUGCGCUGACUAAGAAGCGUGCCAAAAAGAGUCUCGAGGAGUUUUUAGCAUUUGGUAGAACGUUUGUCGACGGCAAAGAGGUUGCAGACUGGCCUGAGCGCCGGAAGAAGCUCACACUUGAUUACAAGCGCAAGCGGCGCGAUGCCGUCAAGAUGAAGAAGCGUCAGAACAAGCAACAGAACAAAGCCAACAAGACAAAGACAGAUGCCACUGCCCCAGGGACAGCGACACUAAGGUGGAAGAAAACCAGGCUCUAA
Messenger RNA from Peronospora farinosa, 2193 nucleotides. NCBI's taxonomy places the organism in Eukaryota, Oomycota, Peronosporomycetes, Peronosporales, Peronosporaceae. The record is from the annotation of a GenBank genome assembly.